Messenger RNA from Fraxinus pennsylvanica, 1215 nucleotides. The record is from the annotation of a GenBank genome assembly. Lineage: Eukaryota; Viridiplantae; Streptophyta; Magnoliopsida; Lamiales; Oleaceae.
AUGGCGCUCACCACCUCCAAACGCCUCCACUUAGCAGCGACGGUCAUACUAACAUACGCCGUACGUGUACUCGCCCUAAAGGGUUGCCCCAAUUGCGGCUCCACCCCAGUUCCUUAUCCUCUUAGCACCGCUCCAGACUGUGGUGACCAGUCGUAUAAAAUCAGGUGCAACGCCACCUCCCUUUUCUUCGACACCCUCGAUAACACUUACCCAAUCACUUCCAUUUCCCCCACCAAUCAACGCCUCACCAUAGAACCCUCACCUUUCCUCGCCAACACAUGCAUCACGUCAGAUUGGCUCGCCUCCGAUGGCCUCCAACUCAACUCCUCCGCCCCCUUCAACAUCACCAGCAGUAACACCGUCUUCUUCCUCAACUGCUCCAUUGGCGUCCUCAACACCCCAUUAGACUGCACCUCCAACAACCUCUGUCACAAGUACAUCAAUGGCACGGCCGGGAGCGGCUGCGUGGAUACGCAGGUGUGUUGUGCGUUGCAGGCGGGGUCCUCUGUGGUUAGGUACAAUAUAGGGUUCAAGAAGUCUGGUUGCGGGGCGUACCGAAGCUUCGUGAAUUUGGAUGACAGUUUACCGGUGAGCAGGUGGCCGGCGCCUGGAGUGGAGUUGGAGUGGCGUUUGCCCAGAGAGCCCACUUGUGGGGAACUAGGCGAUUGCGAUUCGGGAUCCACUUGUAGUCCCGAUCCGAACUCGAAUGGUGCGAUCAAAAGAUGCUUUUGCAACUCCGGGUUGCAAUGGGACUCGGUUGUUGGACAGUGUAUUAAAGUGUAUCAAGGUCCAGAUAAAGAUCGAAUCGCCCUUAUAACAGGUUUAACUACGGGCCUUGGUAUAUCACUCUUAGCAGCACUGAUUAGAUUUUUAUUCUACAUGCGGCACCAGCGCAUCAAGAAAGAGCAAGAACGACUUACUCGAGAACAGCUAUUGACAUCUCAGAAAGUUGUUGAUUUCAAUAGAGAGGAGGAUGACGUGAGCUUGGCCGCUUAUGUGCAGAGAUUGGUGGAGGAGGAGAGGAUAAUGGACGUGGUUGAUCCAAUGUUGACUAGGACAGGAGUAAGCAACAUGGGGUUUCAGAGCAUAAAGGCUUUGGGGUUUCUGGCUGUACGAUGCUUGAACGAACACACACAAAACAGGCCUUCUAUGAAGGAGGUUGCUGAGGAGAUUGAAUACAUUAUCAGUGUUGCAACAAUUGAUGUCACUGAGUAG